Egretta garzetta (little egret) is the source of this 810-nucleotide messenger RNA. It is a transcript of the gene RELT, whose product is annotated as RELT TNF receptor. The coding region runs from base 1 to 810 and encodes 269 amino acids. The transcript has 7 exons. Gene Ontology annotation, biological process: apoptotic process. NCBI's taxonomy places the organism in Eukaryota, Metazoa, Chordata, Aves, Pelecaniformes, Ardeidae. The record is from RefSeq and is a predicted model, not a curated record.
AUGAAGAGGAGCAGGAUGUGCUGGUGGCUCGUCACCAUCCUGGGGGUGCUGAGCAGAGCCAGCAUGGGGGCCGGGAGCUGCGGUCCCCAGGAGCAUGGGACACCGGGAUGCCUGCCCGGAGAGGAGCCCACCGGGGUAAGCAUGGGGACGUGCCGACCUUGUCCCCCCGGCACCUUCUCACCUGGGGACCGGCGGGAUGCUGCAACCCCCCGCCCUGGUGCUGCUCGUGGGCCCUAUCCUGACCUGACCCUCCCACCCUGCAGGUUUUACAGCCCUGAAGGGGAGAGGGAGCCCCGGGGCCGGUGCCUGCCCUGCGCUGCCGCCCCCCGCAGCACCCCGGGGUGCCAAGGCCGGCGCCGAGCCCGCAGCCCUGAAACACCGGGCCGGCCAGCAGGGACCAACGGGACGCGGGUGACCCUGAUGGGGGAGGAAGAGGAAGAUGAGGCGGCGGCGGCGCAGGCGGCCGUGCUGACCAUUGUCCCGGUCUUCUGCGCCAUGGGGUUGUUGGGCAUCCUGGUGUGCAACCUGCUGAAGAAGAAGGGUUACCACUGCACCGCCAGCAAGGCCCCCCAGCCCGCCGGCACCGCAAUCCCCCCGGGCUGUGCCCCCCCAAAUAAGCUGCACCUCCUGCCUCAGUUUCCCCCCGCCUGCCGGCACCAGCAGCACCUCCACACGGUGCAGGGUCCGGCCCCGUGCACCCGCUGCAGCCAGAAGAAGUGGCCUGAGAAGCUGCCAUCGCUCAGUGCCACCAAGGUCCCCAAACCUGGGGGUCGCCCCGGUGAGGUCACCAUCCUCUCCAUUGGCAGGUAA